AUAAUUGUUAUUAUAGAUUCACUGGUAUAUUAUAUCCACACUGAUGACUUUUACGAAGAUCUUGCAAGGAACGCCAAUCUACUCGACCGUAUGGAUACUUCUAAUUUACCACGAAACCAUCCGUGUUAUAUUGCUGAGAGGAAAAAGAUCCCGGGUCUAUUUUCAGAUGAGACUGACGGCCAUAUUAUGACGGAGUUUUGCGCGCUCCGUGCUAAAUCCUACGCUUAUAAAAUCCAAGGAUUGGAUGAUAUGAAUGUGAAGGAGCAGAUCCGUGCAAAAGGCGUGAGGGGUCAUGUGGUUAAGAACCAUAUGACAUUUGAGGGUCAUCGGGCAUGUUUGUUUGAAGGUAUGGAGCCGGGUGUCAAUAAUAGACAGCUGAAUAUGUGUAUACGUUCAUUCAAACAUCAAUUGACGACUGUCCAGACCAAUAAAAUAAUAUACAACAAUUAUGAUGAUAAGAGGGUGAUACUAGAAGAUAAAAUCCAUACCCUAGCUCACGGUCAUUUUAGAAUAGAGUAA
Messenger RNA from Rhopalosiphum padi (bird cherry-oat aphid), 519 nucleotides. RefSeq lists its product as uncharacterized. The coding region runs from base 91 to 519 and encodes 142 amino acids. Lineage: Eukaryota; Metazoa; Arthropoda; Insecta; Hemiptera; Aphididae. The record is from RefSeq and is a predicted model, not a curated record. The transcript has a single exon.